Molecule: messenger RNA, 2931 nt
Organism: Eucalyptus grandis
Lineage: Eukaryota; Viridiplantae; Streptophyta; Magnoliopsida; Myrtales; Myrtaceae
Product: disease resistance protein RUN1-like
Exons: 4
Coding region: 259-2931 (890 amino acids)
Biological process (GO): signal transduction; defense response
Molecular function (GO): ADP binding
Source: RefSeq, a predicted model, not a curated record
AAGCUGCGGAAACUACGCGUGCAAUGAUUGUUCUCUGCUGUUUGAGCAUUCCUCUAGUAAUCAACGACGCCUUCCUCUUUUUCUGUUUCCUGUUCUGAUUGCUCCAUUUUCUUCUGAUGAUUUGUCUGAGAGUUUUUAUUUCUGUUUGAAUGUAGCUUCGUGUUUGACCACUGAGACAUUUCUGCUAGUCCUAGAUCUGGGAUUUUGCAUCUCUCCUCUGUUUCCUCCUCUAUCAAUCUCGUUUACGAUCCUUUCGAGAUGAAAAGAACUCAUUCAGAAGCGUCGAUCUACGAGGUGUCUUCCUCAUCGACUUCCCCACAUGUAGGUGAUUAUAAAGGCGGAACCAAAGGGUUGAAAGGAAAUGAAUACGAUGUGUUUUUGAGCUUUAGAGGGGAAGACACUCGCAAAGGCUUCACUGAUUAUCUCUAUACUAGCCUUGAUGAGAAAGGAAUUCGUGUGUUUAGAGACGACAAUGAGCUCCGUGUUGGUGAGAAGAUUGGUCCGGAGCUUCUCUGCAGCAUUACGCAGUCCACAAUCUCUAUCCCAAUUAUUUCCGAGAACUACGUUUCCAGCAAAUGGUGCCUUCGUGAGUUGGUUCAAUUGUUAGAGUGCAAGAGGAGUAAAGAGCAAAUAGUGUUGCCCAUAUUUUACAAAGUGGAACCCUCACAAGUGCGACAUCCUACAGGGAGAUUGAGAGAAGCUAUCGAUGCACAUAAAAAGAAUAUGGAGGAAACGGUUGUGAAGGAAUGGGAAGAAGCACUCAAAGAAGUUAGCUCCCUGAAAGGAUGGGAAUCGGAGAAAAUUGAUAAUGGGCAUGAAGGAGCAUUGGUCAAAAUUGUUGUCACAAAAGUUCUAAGCAAGUUAAAAGGAACAUUUCAGCUAAUUGUUCCCCAACAGUUGGUUGGGAUUGAUGAUUGUAUCGAACAUAUUAUGAGCUCGAUAGAUGCUAAAUUCAAUGGUACAUGGAUUAUCGGAAUUUAUGGAAUGGGUGGCAUCGGUAAAACGACUCUUGCGAAGGCAUUAUACAACCAGUUCUUUGGUCAGUUUGAUCAUCAUAGCUUUGUGGCAGAUUGUCGAGAAGCAUACCAGCGUGACCAGCGUGAGGGUAUUAAAUCCCUACAAAAGCAGCUCAUAUCUAGCGUAGGAGGUCCAUGUGAUGUGUCUAAUGUGGAUGAGGGGAUCCGUCUCAUCAAAUCUCGAUUUGCACAUAAGAAAGCACUCAUUUUUCUUGAUGAUAUAGAUAAUAGUGCUCACUUGAAAUAUUUGGUCGACCGUAAUUGGUGUAAAGUAGGAAGUAUAAUCAUCAUAACAACUAGAAACAAGGAUGUUCUUGACCAAGCUAGUGCAAAUCACACGUACCAACUCAACGAGUUGUCUUUUGAUCAAUCAUUGAUUUUAUUCAGUAGGCAUGCAUUUCAAAAGGAUUAUCCUCCAAGUGAUUAUGAAGAUAUCUCUCAUGAUGUCGUAUCUACUACUGGGGGGCUCCCAUUAGCUAUUGAAGUUAUAGGUUCAUUCUUAUGUAGAAAGAGAGAAGACGUAUGGAAAGGUACAUUAAAAAAAUUAAAGAAAGUGCCCCAUGAGAAAGUGCAAGAGAAGUUGAAAAUAAGUUAUGGAGCAUUAGGUUAUAGGGAACAACAGAUAUUUUUGGAUAUAGCAUGCCUCUCCCUCGAACAAUAUGCAACUUAUAUGUGGGAUGAUUGUGAUUUUUACCCUGGGAUGGGGAUUGAAGUAUUAAGUCUUAUGUCCCUAAUUAAAAUUCACAAAUUUGGAUCGCUAUCGAUGCAUGAUCAAUUGAAAAAUCUUGGAAGGGAAAUUGUUUAUCUAGAAAAUCCAAGGGAGCCUCAGGAGCGUAGCAGAUUGUGGAUCUAUGAGGAAGCCCUAGAUGUGCUUGACAAUUGCAAGGGCACCGGAAAGAUUGAGGCCCUUUCUCUUGGCAAAUAUGAUGAGGGAAGAACAUACGCAGCCAAAAAGUUUAAAAAUAUGACCAAACUAAGAUUCCUUCAAGUGGAUGGUGCUAAUUUCACUGGAGAUUUCCAAAGCUUACUUCCUGAGUUAAGAUGGCUUCAGUGGAACCGCUGUCCCUCGGAUUUCGUUGCGGUCAACUUUCAUCCAAAGAAAUUGGUUGUACUCGAUCUGUCAGAUAGUGCAAUUUCGGAGCAUUGGGAAGGAUGGGAUCCACUCAAGAAGGCGACCGAGCUCAAAGUUCUCAAUCUCCACGGGUGUCUAUCUUUGAAAAGAACUCCUGACUUGUCCACUUUCACAAGGUUGGAGGUUUUGAAUCUCGCAUCUUGUUCGAAUUUGAAAGAGCUUCAUCCUUCUAUUGAAAUUCUAGCAUCAUUGGUUGAGCUAAAACUUUCGUAUUCAAAGAUUACAAAAUUACCUGAAAGCAUUGGGAAUUUGCAAAAUCUGAGGAUCUUGGAUAUUAACGGAACUGGCAUAACGGAAUUGCCUGAUGCCAUUGGAACGUUAACAAAACUCCAACAGUGGGACGUUUCAGGUUGCGAUAACCUGGAGGGACUACCUAGUAAUAUAUGCAAACUGAUUUCGCUAGAGGAGCUCUCCCUUUUGUAUUGUGAAAAGCUUCAAGAAUUACCAGAAUUGCCCUGCGGCUUAACAGUACUUUAUAUCACCUGCCAGGGGCAGUCUUUGCCCAAUCUUUCCCAGCUAACCCGUCUCAACAGACUCCAUCUUAAUAGAUGUCGUCGGCUUGAAUGUGUCCCAGAGCUUCCCAUUGAACUAUUGGUGCUUUCUAUCUAUCGUUGUGGAGAAUUGAAAGCCUUCACGAAUUUGUCAGACUUGAAAAAAUUGCGACAUGUCAGUAUAUCUAAAAGCUCAUCUCUCGAAGGAUCGCCCGACGUGUCUAUGCAGAUGAGAGAACUUGGCUUUAAAGAGUCCGAGGACAUAUUUGGGGGCUUAAUAUUCGAGCGUUAG